Messenger RNA from Harpegnathos saltator (Jerdon's jumping ant), 1037 nucleotides. RefSeq names its product UDP-glucuronosyltransferase 2B37-like. Gene Ontology annotation, molecular function: UDP-glycosyltransferase activity. Lineage: Eukaryota; Metazoa; Arthropoda; Insecta; Hymenoptera; Formicidae. The record is from RefSeq and is a predicted model, not a curated record. The transcript is spliced from 2 exons.
UGUGAAGCCAGGGAAGGAAAAACAAGAGGAUCCUUUCGGUUACAUUCAGAUUGCUCCCCAUUGUUUUUGCCGUUUCUGUGCCCGAUAUCCGUCGGAUGUCCGACCGCAUGACAUUUUUGCCGCAUAAAAGCAACCCACCGUUCUCAAUCCUCGCAGAAUACAAAAACAUACGGGCUUUCAUUACGCACAGCGGACUCAUGGGAACGCAGGAGGCAAUCUCUUACGGAGUCCCCAUGGUCGGCAUCCCUCUAUUUGGCGACCAACGUAUCAAUAUCUUACGUGAGGAAGAAGGUAGCUAUCUCGCUGGACUCUAUACACGAUGUCACCGAGGAGAAAUGAACAUCGGCACUGAAUACUAUAUUAAAGGAUCCCACUUAUCGGUGAGUACCCGAAGUAACGGCUGCCAGAAAAAGGGUUGCAUUCGUUACCGUUGGCCGAAAAAUGUAAUGUCGUUGUUGUCGUUGUUGUUGUUUUUAACGAGAAAAGGGGAGGAGAACUUGUCUUCGGCAAAUGGCUGUCGAUUACCGGGAAAAAAUAACAUGCAACGUUACUCCUCAAUUCCGUGUUCCCAAAUCGAUUUCUGGCGAAUUCAUCUCUUCCUCUUCCUUGUUUGUUUUAACAAGAACGUGCAGAAACUCUCGAGAUUGUUUCUCGAUCGUCUCAUGAGUGCUCUGGAUACGACUAUAUAUUGGGUGGAAUAUGCUGCAAAACACGGUAAUUUCCUUUAAUCACCGGCCAUGCGUCUCUUUUGGUGGCAACGUCACUUACUAGAUGUUUACGCAUUCUUACUAUUCGUGAUUAGCGCGGUGCUUUUGGCCGCGCUGUUUAAUUUGCGGAAGACCAAGAGACUCUUGUUCAGACCGCGUGUGUGCACGAAGGACAGCGCAGCGGUCAAGUCGAAGAAGGACAAGUAGUAAGCAGAACAGGGGCAGAAUUCUUUAAGGAAUUUUAUGCAAUGGCUUGCCGUUUGUGCGCUUCACGCGAGAGAGGAACAAUAGCCGGCAACGAAUUGUUAAGAAGGAGAAAAACAUUUUUCA